Molecule: messenger RNA, 1693 nt
Organism: Drosophila innubila
Lineage: Eukaryota; Metazoa; Arthropoda; Insecta; Diptera; Drosophilidae
Gene: dpr3
Product: zwei Ig domain protein zig-8
Exons: 6
Coding region: 19-888 (289 amino acids)
Biological process (GO): synapse organization
Cellular component (GO): neuron projection membrane
Source: RefSeq, a predicted model, not a curated record
CCAAUUUUUGACUUUGGCAUGCCACGCAACAUCACAGGACGCACCGGCCACACGGAGGCCAUAAUUAAAUGCCGCGUAGACAGUCUGCAUGAUAAAUCGGUAUCCUGGAUACGUAAGCGUGAUCUGCACAUAUUGACUGUCGGCACAGCCACCUACACCACCGAUAAGCGAUUCAAGGUGUCUGAGUCAAAGGAUGCACGUGAGUGGACGUUGCAUGUGAAGUCGCCACAGGCCAAGGACAGCGGCAUUUACGAAUGCCAGGUGAACACCGAGCCCAAAAUGUCGAUGGCCUUUCAGCUGAAUAUCAUUGAGAUUUCUCCAGAUGCGAAGGCGAUCAUCAGUGGACCGCACGAUCUGCACUUUAAGUCGGGCAGCGCCAUUAUCCUGAACUGUGUGGUCAAACAGCCCUCGGUUAAGGAUAUUGGCCCUAUUUAUUGGUAUCGCGGUGAGCACAUGAUCACACCCUUUGAUUCGGAUGUCGAGGAUGCCGAUAAUCUCAUCACUCAAGGACAAGGACAGGGACAGGAACAGGAAAAGGGACGAGGCAAGGAGCAAACGUCUGAUCAACUGGAUGCGUCACUGAAUGAAGUUCUGAACUUAGAAGUGGCCAAGGACUUUACCACACGCAUUGCCAUGGAAUCACAGCUGGGCGAUACCUUAAAGUCAAGGCUGCGCAUCUCAAAUGCCCAGACGACGGACACUGGCAACUACACGUGUCAGCCAACAACUGCGAGCAGCGCCAGUGUUAUGGUCCAUGUGAUUAAUGAUGAAAAUCCCGCUGCGAUGCAGAAGAGCGCGACUUUGGCCUUAAUUGGCCAACACACACAGCAGCGUCUUGGCCUAAUGUGUUGCGCCAUGUUGUUGUUGUUGCUGUUGGCAGUACAAUGAGCUAAGUAUUAGCUGUCAGAGCCAAAACUGGAAAUCGCACUCAUCAUUAGUAUUAUCUGGGAAAGAGCUGGAAAAUUAGGCUAAGGAUGAGGAUGAAGGAAGAGCAACCAAAUUAUGAGCAGUUUGGUUGCUUUUUCUUUCUUCCUCUUCUUUCACAGCUGCUCGGAAUGUACUUAAAAAUUGCUAAAGGACACCAAAGGACAAACAAGCAACCAUUAACAUUGUCUGCUUUCCCUUUUCCCCCUUUUCCCCUUUAUCCCAUUUCUUUUUUCAGUCAUUCGCUGUAUUUACAUUUCAUUGUGUGAAAUGACGAGAGUAAAAGUAAAAGCAAAAGUGAAAGCUUAUAAAAAAAUGCAGAAUCUUCUUUGGCAGCUGUAGAGGACAUUUCACAUCCUCACCGCAAACUUGUGGCACCUUCUCUCCUCCUACUCCUCCUCCUCCUCCUUCUCCUCCUUUCAGCAUCCUAUCCACAUUUCAUUAUUGUGUCCACUUUACAGUAAAACAAAAGCCAACAGAAACAGACACUUACAAGGCUUACAAGCAUUUCACGAGCUGUCAGUCACUACAGUACGUCACAUAAGUUAAUGCACACCCAAACAUAUGUAAAGUACACAAAAGAAAAUAAAAAAGGGUAUGUAAAUGAAAGCAAAUUUGGAAUGUGAAACUAAAUUUGAUAAUGCAUAUAAAUAAAUUAUAGUUAAUUAUAUACAUAUAUACUAUAAAUGUAGACAAGAAUUUACUAUGCUUAAGAAAGUAAGCAGAUUUUAGAUAUUAUAUGUGAUGAUAAGAACAACACAAAAAUAUA